AUGACGCGAACAUCAAUGAAACCUCCUGCCGGCAAAAAAGGCGGCACCAAGUCUACGAAAAACCACACCUUCCAAUCCUUCACCCAAAAGCUGCAAAAUAUCAAAAUCGACCCAGUAAGAAAAGUUCGCCGCCGGGUCCUGGACGAAGGAUUCGAGAGGUCGUUCUUCCACAGCGCGCUAGAGAAAUGGAUCGAUUUGAAUUUAUCCACUACGUUCGUGGAAUUGUUUGUUCGGCCGGUGCUGCCGCUCUCGGAAUCGCUGCCGCAUAUCUUGCAUCACAAAGAGACGAUUUUUGGCCUACUUGUUGAGGGGAUCAAGACCAGGGAUGUCAAUGCGCUUGAGCCGUUAUUGGACCUGCUCACGCAGUUCGCGCAUGAUCUGGGGGUAGAGUUUCAGGGUUUCUUCAAAGAGAGUGUGGGGUUGUUGGCGGCUUUGGUCGCGGAGGGUUUUGUAGAGGCGCAGGUUGUCGAGUGGGUGUUCGGAGCGCUGGCCUAUUUGCUAAAAUACCUUUCGAGGUUGCUCGCGGGGGAUCUCAGGCCGUUGUUUGGCGUUGUUAGGGGCAUGCUUGGCUGGGGUGGUGGGAGGGGGUUUGUGAGGAGGUGUGCCGGUGAAGCUAUCGGGUUUCUAGUUAGGAGGGUUAGGGCGGAAGUGGUUAGGGAUUUGGCCAGAGCUGUGUUUGAAGACCUUCGGGAGUGUGAGGGGGCUUGGGUUCCUGGGUAUAUGGAGGGGUUGAUGGGGUUGUUUAAGGAGGGGUGUGUGGGCGUUGAUCGGGGGUUACAUUCUAAAGCACCGAUAGUGCUAGAGUCGUUAAUACAAGUCGCUAAAGAAUUGGGCGAAGAUAUCGGUGGUCGAUGCUUCAAGAUAAUUGAAGGAGUUUUAAUAUCACUCAUUCACCACACCAACGACGAAACCUUCUAUCCAGCCCUACGAGUUGUAUAUGCUAUCAACAAUCCCAACGACGAACUAAGUACUCGCAUGUCUGCGCGCCUCCUCUACAUAUGCCUCACCGUCAGAAAAGGAAACCGCAUCUCAGACUGGGGAACCGCCGCCGAAGUCGCAGUCGCAAACACUCAGAUCAUUAUGGGACUUCCGGAUGACAGCAGCGGCAGCGGGGAGAGGGUUAAAGAGACUAUGUGGGAGUCGCUCAAGGCCGUGGCGAUGGUGAUGCAGACUGCUGAUAUGGAGGCUGUGAUUGCCCGGCUAGGACGGAUAAUGGAUUCUGUCAGGGAGUUUCAAGACGGACGGCUGUUCUUGCCGUUUUGCGAGCUUUUGGCGGAUACGGGGGUGGAGAGGUUUAGAGUUUUUAUGUUGCCAUAUUUUCAGAGGUUUAUUACUGCCAAGUGGGCGAUUGCAGAAGAUAAUCUGCUAUAUCUGAUUCCGAAGCUAGGUGCGAAUGGAUCGCUCGUUCCUUCCGAGGACACCGAUAGGACUACUAUGGCGACAGUUCUGGGGGAUAAGUCCCCGGUGACGGCCGGGGCAAUGAAUAAUAUCCGGGAGUUUCUCGAGAACAUUGGGGGUGGUGGUGAUCAGGAUACCUUGAGGGCCCAGGCAGUGAAGAUUUGGGAGUAUCUUAAUGCUAUUCUUUCGCUGUCGGAUAGUCUCCAGGGGGACCAGCUUCCUGGUGGCCUUGCUGAUGCUUUGGAACAAUUGCUCAAUGGCUUAUUUUCGUUACCAGAGAAUACCAAGCUCGCGUCCUUGACGGGAAAGGUUCUGACAAUGUCCUCUAAGUAUCCAUCAAUGAGAUCGCGGAAUCUGGAAGAACCACUGGCUGUAGCAUUCCCGAAAUUAGCAGACAAUGCUGUAUUCCUCCAGGGUGUCGUCGGCUUUUUCUCCCUCUCAACGCCCAAGAAACUCACAGACAAAGCUCUCAUUUCCAUGGCCGACAAACUGAUAACAAAUCUCUCCAGUUCUUCCCAUGACAUACGCUCACACUCACUACGGUGUCUCGAACUCCUCCACGUUGCCAAAAGUCCCCGGAAGCAAGUCUCAUGCGUCAUCAGCACCGCACAGAUAAUCGAGAACUCGCCGUUAGAGGUCUCCAACGCAAGGAAUAUAUCGCUCUACGUCCGAAGGUUAGCAGGCGAGUAUUCUUCCGCCGCAAAGGGGUCCUGGGAGAGCAGGGUUGUGCCGUAUUUCUGCUUUGGUCUGUUAACAGUGCACUUUUCGCCGGUGUGGGAUGAUGCCUCGGCUACACUUUCGAAGGUUGCUGAACGAGAUGAGGAGGUGGUGGCUAUGCUCGCGUUUGAGUGGUUGGAGAGGCAGUGCGAGACACCCGAGGCGAGCGAUAGCGGAACGAGUGAUGGUGGGAAGGCCUCGUUAAAUGGUUUUGAGUGCUCGAAUUUGAAUACGAUCGAGGAGGUUGCGAAGAAGUGUGUCAUGGGCGGGUUUGAAGCUGUAGCGGAUCUGGAGAGGAAGUUUGCUAAGGACCUGAAAACGCCGACACUAUCUACCUCGAUAGCCCGAAUGCAGGCUUUGAAGGUCCUCACGGAAGUCCCGCGCAUCGCGGAAAAGCGGAGCAGGAAGUUGGUGCCCAUGUUCCUUGAGUGGUCCACCUUCGAGGACACGGAAGACGGCGAGGACGAAGAGGAGACCAAAACUCAAUCUAAAUGGCUGAGAAAAGAACAAUCCGCUAUGUUAACAUUGUUCUCUAGGUUUACAAACCCCCGAUCAUUAUAUAAAUCAGACGCAGUAUAUUCUGCACUUCUAUCCCUCCUGUCCUCUGGAGAUCCGAAGGUUCAGACACUAGUCCUUGAAUGCAUAUUUACUUGGAGAAUCCCUGCUAUUCGAACAUAUGAAGAUAACCUUAAAAAUUUACUCGAUGACGCGAGGUUCCGCGAUGAGAUCACGCACUUUGUCCAGAUCGGUGAGGAUGAGUCCAUGAUCCAGGAUGACCAUCGGCAGAAACUCAUGCCAGUCCUACUGCGAUUACUCUACGGGCGAAUUUUAUCCAGGAAGAACGCAACGUCCGGAAAGAAGGGCAUGGAAUGCCGAAGGACAGUCGUCCUAGCUUCCCUAGUAAACUUUCAACAAUGGGAGCGCGAGCUAUUCAUUGAAAUUGCGCUUGGAAAUCUUGCAGAGGUGUCUGGACGGUUCGUCGAGAAGCGCCCGGAGAGGUACAUCCUUCAUAUGGAAGCACUCGGCACUGCGCAUGUGUCCAACAGAAAGCAGAUGGGUUUCGUAAGGAUGGCUGGGGAUAUGAUUCGCCAGUUGGGGUCCACACUUUUGCCGUUUAUGGAGAAGAUUGUUGAUGCUUUUCUGUAUUGUCUGGUCAUGGCUACAAAGACCAUUGAUUCACGGGAGGAUAUAAUAGAUGGGCUGGAUGAUGCUGUUGCGGUGAAGGCUGCUCGGGCGAUUCGUCAAGGGGGGGUUAAGUGUUUGGGCGCGUUGUUCAGCAGUUGUCCUACAUUUCCAUGGGCACAUUAUAUGCCGGCUAUUUUCGAUGAGUUGGUCAAUCCCCGACUGGAUGCUCUCCCGAUAGAGACCUCCCAGAGCCCUUCCGGAUUACUACAGCUAUUCUCCACAUGGGCGAACUCUAAGGACACUGUCAUGUUCCUGGAAGACUACAACCAAACAGUACUCUCCAAGAUAGCAGCAUGCCUCGCGAACAAGAGUGUAAAAGACGAAGUCGUCCUGUUCAUCAUUAAAAUGGUCAAACAGAUUGUCUCACUGGCGGGCUCAGAAGGCGGUGUCGGACCAAGACUCCUAGAACCAAAUGUCGACGUCCUAUUAGUCAAUCUGGGCGACAUCUUGCACCAGAGCCCCGGAAAAGAAGUUCUUGAGCAAGCUGUUGAAGCGAUUUCUAAGAUCGCGCCGUUCGUGUCGGGCGACACGGAGACUACACACCUGGUGGAGCUUUCCGUGUUCUUGCUGCGUCAGCCAUCGAGGAGGGUCAGCCCUAAGGCCAAGGGCGAUAUCCUCAAGAUUUUAUUGCACUUUCUUCCAUUAUGCGUUGUGGAGAAGGAGAGCAAGUUGUAUGAAGAUACUUUCCGAUGUGUGUCUUCUCUAUUCGGGUUCUUUAAGGAUAGGGAGAAUAGAGAGACGUUGGCGGGCGUAUUCAAUGUAUUUGCCGAACGGGACGAGGAGCUCGUCCAAGUCGCGGAAUUAUCCAGGCAACUCAACUCCUUCUCUGAUAGAAGACUCGAUGAGCCAGACUUUGAGCAACGCCUUAGAGCAUAUGGUAAGAUCAACGAGGACCUCUACCUACAGUUCUCACCGAAGCAAUGGAUACCGCUCAUAUUCAACAUGCUCUUUUUCAUCCGCGAUAACGAAGAGUUGGCGAUCCGCACGAACUCCUCAUACGCACUCAAGCGCUUCGCCGAGAGCUGCGGGCAGAAAUCGGGAACCGAAGAGAAGGAAGCGUACCUCAAUAUCCUGUCAGAAACACUCAUGCCCGCGCUGAAAAACGGCGCUCGUGAACAAUCCGAAUUUGUACGGAUGGAGUACGUCGCCAUCGUAGCUCACGUAGUCAAAGAAUGCAGUUUCUGGGAAGAAGUCAGCGACAUGAAAGCGCUUCUCGUCGGCGACGACGAGGAGGCUAACUUCUUCAAUAAUAUCCUGCACAUCCAGCAGCACCGCAGGCUCCGCGCACUGCGAAGGCUAGCCACCACCUCGCGGAGGGAGAACACCCAGAGUUCGAAUAUCACGCACUUUUUCCUUCCCCUAGUGGAGCAUUUUGUCUUCGAUCAGGCGGAAGACGCGCAUAAUCUUGCCUCCGAAACGGUGAUCACCAUUGGAGCGCUGGCGGAGCAGUUGACGUGGACGCAGUAUCGUGCGCUAUUUAGACGGUACACGGGAUACCUGAAAUCGAAGCCGGAGUUGGAGAAGAUUGUCGUUCGGUUGAUAGGCACGACCGUGAACUCGCUGGCCCGUGCUACGGCUGCGAAGGGUAAUGCUGCGGCGAUGGUGAAGGAUGGAGGUGGGGAUGUUCCCAUGGGGAAUGCCAUGAAUCGGCUCGCGGAGUCACUACCGGAGCAGCGAAAUUUGGCGGAGGAUAUUAGCGGAGGGUUCCUAUCGCCAUUGAGCGAGUAUCUGCAUCAGAAGGAGGAGUCGACGGUUAGCUUGAGAGUUCCGAUUGCAAUUUCGAUAGCGAAGUUGCUGAAGCUUAUGCCUGACGAUAUGCUUCGUCUUCGAUUACCCCCUGUUCUCACGGACGUGUGCCAUAUCCUCCGAAGUAGAUCUCAAGAAUCGCGGGAUAUGACUCGGAAGACGCUGACAGAGAUUACUACGCUGCUUGGGCCGCAGUACUUUGAGUUUGUGCUUAAGGAGCUGAGGGGUGCUCUUUUGCGCGGCUACCAACUGCAUGUGUUGUCAUUCACUAUGCACUCGAUUCUUGUCUCUGUUACGCCGACGUACUCCCCGGGAGCGCUGGAUUACUGCGUCGGUCAGAUGGUGUCUGUUAUUAUGGACGAUAUCUUCGGCGUUACGGGUAUGGAAAAGGAUGCGGAAGGGUAUAUUAGCAAGAUGCGGGAAGUCAAGAGUAGUAAGAGUUAUGAUUCUAUGGACCUUAUUGCGUCGGUGACUACACUUCCGUACUUGGGGGGUCUCAUUCGACCUAUUGGUGCGUUACUAAAGGAGAACAUGAAUCUGAGAAUGUCACAAAAGAUCGACGAGCUCCUGCGGAGAAUUACAGUCGGGUUACUAAGGAAUAAAGAGGUCGGGUCUGAGAAGACGCUCAUCUUCUGCUACGAGGUUAUCCACGAGGGGUACAGACAAGACACGGCCGAGGCCCGGGAGAAAGAAGUUGAUCCGAAGACGCAGAGAUACUUGGUCAAUCUAAAGGUUCCCUCAAAGGCUGCCUCGGGGGUGGCUACUUCCUCGCAUAUGUAUAAACUUACCAGGUUCGCGCUGGAUAUUCUCAGGACCACACUGCAGAAACAUGAUGGUCUAAUGACGUCGAGGAAUUUGGCGAACUUUAUUCCCGUGAUUGGGGACGCUUUGUUAUCAAAGUAUGAGGAGGUUCAGAUCUCUGCGUUGAGAGUUCUCACGACAAUUAUUCGAACGCCUCUUCCUUCUAUUGACGAGGGUGCGGAGGUGUUUAUGGGGCAGGCGCUAAGCUUUAUCAAAUCUUGUCCGUCGAUGAAUGCAGAACUUGCACAAGCCAGUCUGAAGCUGAUGUCAUCUGUCCUGCGAGAGCGGAGGAGCGUCAAGAUCAAGGAACGUACAAUAGGAUAUCUACUCACCCGCGUGAAGUCCGACCUGGAAGAGCCCGACCGCCAAGGCGCCACCUUCAAUUUCCUUAAGGCGGUGCUAGCCCGCAAGGUUGUCAUCCCGGAGGUGUACGACGUCCUGGAUAGCGUCGCUGCAAUCAUGGUCACAAACCAGACCCGCUCCGUACGGGAUCUGGCAAGGGGCGUGUACUUCCAGUUCCUGAUGGAGUACCCUCAGGGCAGGGAUCGAUUGAACAAGCAAUUGGCAUUUUUAGUCAAGAACUUGGACUACGUCCACCAAUCUGGCCGCCAAUCCGUCCUCGAAGUGGUCAAUCUCCUGUGUACAAAAGUCGGCGACAGCCUCAUCCAACAGGUCCUUGGAACCUUCUUCGUCCCACUGGUCAUGCGCCUGAUAAACGACGACUCAUCAGAGUGUCGGGAAAUGGCCGGCGCACUGCUUAGAAAGGCUCUCGAACGCGCCGACGCAGACAACCUCUCGACGUUCACGAUGCUGAUGAAGAACUGGCUGGGCCAGGACCAGAAACCACUCCUUGUCCGCUCGGCGCUGCAAAUCUACGGACUGUAUCUAGAUGCGUUUCCAACCUCCGCAAAGAGAGACCUCCAAUUCGUCAUGGGGGAACUACAAUCCAUCAUUCGAGCAUCUAGCACCGACCAGGACGCGCACUGGGAGAAUUUAUACUUUUCCCUGCAAACAUGGGCCAGAAUCGUACUGCACUUCCCAGCAACCACGUUCUCAGCCGAUCAGGCGCCCGCAUGGACUUCCAUCCACGACUGCCUGUCAUUUCCGCACGCCUGGGUCCGUCUCUCAGCGGCGCGCCUAACAGGCCUCCUUUUCGCAGAGUAUGCCGCCAAAGCCACUCUCAGUACAACACCACUGGACAACGGCGCUGGACUAACCCUCUCGGCGGAAGCCAUGGUCCACAUCGCGCACAGAGCCUCCUCACACCUGAAUUCCCCGGAGUUAAGCGAGGAAUUAGGCCUUCAGGUGGUGAAGAAUUUACUAUUCCUGACAAGGUGCUUUCACGCCGCGGGGGUGGGGGCUAUAUCCUCCGUCCCCAUGAAUGAUCCUGAACUCGACGACGUUGAGGAGGAGCAGCACCAGCAGGAAGAGGGGAGGAUAAGAAGGUCGGCGUUGGAAUGGCUUGUGCAGAGAAUCUCCGCAAUCUUGCGUAGCGAACGGAACAUCAAAAAGGGCCUCCUAGGGAAGAGAUUUGCCAUGCAGUGGAUUGCCGCGUUAAUCCAACUCCUCCCGAAGGGAGAUCUCGAACCACUGGCGAAGACGCUGGUAAGGCCAUUAUAUAAUGUGCUAGAAGUGGAUGGUAUGCACCUCAUGAAAGACCUCAAACCAACAGCCCAAGAACUCCAAUCUUCCAUCGCGGAAAAACUAGGCACAACUUUAUUUGCUAUCAUCUAUAGUCAAGUUAAGAGCGAAGCGCUCGAGAGGAGGAGGGUUAGGAAGGGGAAGAGGGCGAUUCUGGCUGUUACAGAUCCGGAAAAAGCUGCAGCGAAGAAGAUCAAAAAACAUGAGCGGAAGAGGGAGGUGAGGAAGGAGAAAGGGAGGGCGGAGAGGGAGGGGAGAUGGGGGAGGGGUGGUUAGUUAGUUUACUUUCAUGAGGGGAUGCAUUAUAGUCUUUUCAUUGUGGUUUGUAUAUAUCAAAGCUUGUGUUUACGGUGUUUAGUUGGUUGCCCGGUGGUUAAUAGACAUGAUACAGACCCCGACUGAUGGUAUGUAUCUCUAAUUAUGCAAUUCAAGUUUAC
Molecule: messenger RNA, 7925 nt
Organism: Tuber melanosporum (Perigord truffle)
Lineage: Eukaryota; Fungi; Ascomycota; Pezizomycetes; Pezizales; Tuberaceae
Exons: 6
Coding region: 1-7764 (2587 amino acids)
Cellular component (GO): small-subunit processome; nucleolus; 90S preribosome
Source: RefSeq, a predicted model, not a curated record